CGGUAGCCAUGGCAGCGUCGUCACGGAUGUCACAGCUAGUGUAAUAAUGGAGGAACGUUGCUGUACCGUGGCCACAUACAAUAAAAUACCGUACAAAUAAGUGUUAUGAUACGCGUUUGCUUUAUCAUAGAAGCAGAUAUUCAUUCGCCGAGCAUUCGUUAUUUGUAAAUAUAAUAAAUAACCUUUAUGAAAAACAUUCGUUAGCUCAAAGCUAACUGUGACGUCUGAGACCAAACGUUUUGUAGAGAUGAACGUAGAUCUUUUUUUCCGAGAUAUUAAAGUGUGAGGAAUUUUAAACAUGUUUACGGACGAAACUCUUGAUUUAAUUGGUGCUGAAUCGACAUGGAGAAAGCCACAUCAGCAAACACAAGAAUCAAGAAGCUGUCAAACUGUUAAAGUUCACACAGCAGAGGCUGAAACACAAGCCAAAGAUGUGUUAGACAACAGCACCCAGACGCAAGAGCAGACCAGUCAAACACUCUCCCUGGAUCAAGACAUAUCACACUUGCCUGGUUUGCUGGACUUUUUGCUUCGAGUUGAAGAUGUAGUUACCAAAGAACUGGUGAAAAACUCCAAAAGUCAUGCUUUUGAUGGGUUUGAAGUGAACUGGGAGGAUCAGAAUGAGUCGGUGUCCUGUAUGUACCGUCUUCAGCAUGCUGACGCUCAGGAAAGGGGUCUGCAAGUCACCAGCGUGUCCUGGAGCUGCACUGGCUCUGUCAUAGGCUGUGGAUUUGGCCGUGUGGAUGACGGUGACUGGAGCACUGAGAAGGCUUAUGUGUGCAUGUGGAACUUGGACCGACAGAACCUGAACCCAAAACGUCCGGAUGUGAUCAUAGACGUGGCCACUCCAGUCAUGUGUUUGUGCUUCCAUCCUCUCAAACCGUCUGUAGUGGCUGGGGGGCUGUACAGUGGUGAGGUGCUGGUCUGGGACACCAGCCGCUCACAGGACCUCAUCCUGGCUCAGACGGGAAUGUCCGCAGAUACUCACCGUGAACCUGUUUAUCAGGUCACCUGGGUCCCAGGGUCUUCCAGAGGGGAGUUCACUGUACUGAGCGCCGGGUCAGGAGGAAGGGUUCUGCUGUGGACUGUUGACGGAGCUGAAGCCAAACUUAUCUUGAGUUCUGGAUAUGCUCUUGUUCAACAGCAAGUGCCUCAGAGUGGAGCAGCAAGCAAAACCCGAGGUAGCACCAAUAUAGGAGUAACUUCAGUGGCACUUUCCCCGUGGGACCUGGACACGUUCUUGGUGGGCUCAGAGGGAGGCCUUGUGCUCAAAUGCUCUUUCAGCAGCGAGACAGUGGCAGCAGUGCCCCCUGAUGGUGAGACUGUGACACUGCGGGCCCCCGUGCAAUUUUCUUUUUCACCGCGAGGGGGCCCUGUACACUCAGUCCACUUCUCACCAUUUCAUAGGAAUCUGUUUGUAAGUGUCGGAACAGAUGGUUUGGCUCAUCUGCACACUGUGCUCCAACCCCGUCCCCUGAUGUCUCUACGGGUGUCCGAUUUGUACGCGUUUGGGGUCAGGUGGUCACCCACACGCCCUCUGGUCUUUGCUGCAGCCACAGGACAGGGACUGGUUCAAAUGUUCGAUUUGGGCCGAAGGUCUUUAAGGCCAGUUGCCACAAUUGACCAGAACACAAGCGGUCAGCCAGCGUAUUGCCUGGAGUUCAACCCCAAACACACAAAUCUGAUGGCAGUGGGUAAUGCAGAUGGUAGCGUGAACAUCUGGCAGCUCAGUGCUGAAUUAACAGAACAAGGUGCCAAGGAGACUGCAAUGCUUGAACAGCUGGCGGAUGAGGUGGCGGACUGAGUUCGUUUUAACUUUGUCAUUACAAACUGUCCUUCUCAAAUGUUCUCAGAGAGUUAUACAUUGAUUGUGUAUAUAAAUGCAUUAAUAAAAUACUGACAACUCCUUCCAGUUAUAA
Molecule: messenger RNA, 1919 nt
Organism: Puntigrus tetrazona (Sumatra barb)
Lineage: Eukaryota; Metazoa; Chordata; Actinopteri; Cypriniformes; Cyprinidae
Gene: dync2i2
Product: dynein 2 intermediate chain 2
Exons: 9
Coding region: 299-1804 (501 amino acids)
Biological process (GO): intraciliary transport
Cellular component (GO): cytoplasmic dynein complex; ciliary plasm
Molecular function (GO): dynein light chain binding; dynein heavy chain binding
Source: RefSeq, a predicted model, not a curated record